AUGCCGCGAUCUAGUUUCUCAGAUAACCCCCUGCUGCGGGUAUCGCGGCCUGUAUCGGCCUGCUCGCGAUGUCGAGCUGCAAAAGUCAAGUGUGAUGGCAAGCUUCCAGCCUGUACUGCCUGUGAGAAGGCAGGCCGCGAGAAUGAGUGCUCCUCAGCCAAUGACCAGUUCGCCAGAGGCAAGGAGAGAAGUUAUGUAGCAGCCCUGGAGCUUAGAGUUGAAAAGCUAGAGAAGCGGUUGGCAUUUGCGAGAUCGCGCAAGGCAUCGGUUAAUCUCCACGAUGUCGAUGAAGCGACAGCGGCUCCUGCUGACCGCAAGGACUCUCUGGCCAAUAUUCGAGCUGCGAUUCACCGGAAAGCCGCCCGUAAGAGGGAGGACUCGGAUGUUAACGCACUCGUGUCUGACUUUGGCUUCUUAUCCGUCAACGCAACAACUCGUGAUUUUGAACCUUCCGUGAGCGGCAUGACGUUCGCCCGCCUGGUGCUGGCUGCCGCGACUAACGACGAGGUACCGGAUCCGACGGAGGACAGUUUCCCAACCAGAGCAGAGGCCUUCGCCACUGUUCAGUAUUACAUGGCCAACGUCUACUCACUGUUCCCGUCCUUCUCGGAGACUCACUUACUCACCGUCUUGGACGAUGUCUAUCAGCAAGACGAAAGAGUCAAGGACAGGCUCAAGGAUGCCGACUUUUGGCUACUGUACAUGGUUCUCGCUAUUGGGUACGCGGCCCAGAGCAGGGACAAAAACGAUGACUUCUCUCGCCGCGGUCUAGACUUUGUCGCUCGCGCCUUGCCUUUUGCUGACAAGGCACUGAUGCCUGGAUAUCCAAGCCAGAUUCAGUCGCUCAUCCUCUUCACGCAAUACUCAAUGCUCGACCCUGGCCAUUUCGACAGCUGGUAUCUGAUAGGAUUCGCGAGUCGUGCUGUGGUUGACUUGGGAUUCCAUCAAGACCCGCCACAGCUCCAGGUUCCCGAUAAGGCUGCUCUCGACCUUCGGAGGAAAAUGUUUUACUGUGUAUAUGCACUUGACCGGAUGAUCAGUAUGGUUCGCGCCCGAUCCUUCUCAUUCACAGAUGAUUCCAUCAAUGUCGAGUAUCCCAGCAACUCUGGCUUGACUUCUGGGCCGAUCACUGGCCCUCAAUCAGCAGACUCGGCUUUAGUCUUGUUCCAGCUUCGUCGACUCCAGUCCGAAUGGUAUCAGACACUAUUCCAGGGAGACGCAGCGCCACUUUCAGAUGCUGCCUCCUUCAUUUGGCAGAUGUGUCUGGAAAUGAGAGAGUGGCACGAGUCACUGCCUGAUAACCUCCCCUCGGGCAUCCGCGAGUUCUUCGAGCUCGAGCUGAGAUACAGUUACAUCCACUGCCUUGCGCCUAGCGAUCGCCAGCCACACCUGACUGACUACACCCGCAAACUCAUUUUCGAACAUGGCAUUGCUUACAUGAACACAAUUCACAGUGUCGUCCAUGGCUCCGUCAACACGGCAUUCUACUCCUCCCUGGACGCUCUCAAGGUCUUUUUCGUCGCAACACAGUUCUUCGUCGUCUUCAACGACAAGCGUGAGCUUCUUAUAUCGGAGCAAAGAAUCAUUCCGCCUAUCACUCGUCCAGGCACCGCACCUCCGCCACCUCUACCGCAUCGCCCGGCUGGUGGCGAGGAUAGUUUGGACAGAAGCAUGCGAUGCUUGCAGCAGGUUGUGGAAACACUUGCAAGAUACUCUCAGCGAUGGGACAUUGCGCUACAGCUCAAGACUACAUUUGAAGGAUUGUCAUCAGAGUUGUUUACCUGGCUUCAAGUACGUCGGCAGAUGAGAGAGCAAGGACAGCUGCCUCAACAACACCAGCAACAAAUGCAGCAGCAGCAUCAGCAAUCGCCUCAUCAACCGCAGCAGCAGCAACAACAACAUCAACCACAACAACAACCACUCUACCACCCGCACCAACAGUCUUCACCUAUACCCCAUGGUCCCUCGCCGCCGCUUGGUCAACACCCUCAACACCCUCAGCAUGCCCAACAUCCAUCCUACCCGCCUCAUCCCCAUCCUCAGGCCCUCAUGGGGCAACAACAGGUGUCGAUGCAAAGCAUGAUGCAGCAGCAGCUUCAAGGGCAACCGAUGAUGCAAUACAGAUGGGUCGGCGAUGGGGGCGGGCAGAUGAUGCCUGGUCCACCGGGGCAAGGCCCACCGAUGUGA
Molecule: messenger RNA, 2187 nt
Organism: Colletotrichum abscissum
Lineage: Eukaryota; Fungi; Ascomycota; Sordariomycetes; Glomerellales; Glomerellaceae
Product: fungal specific transcription factor domain-containing protein
Exons: 6
Coding region: 1-2187 (728 amino acids)
Biological process (GO): DNA-templated transcription; positive regulation of transcription by RNA polymerase II
Molecular function (GO): DNA-binding transcription factor activity, RNA polymerase II-specific; sequence-specific DNA binding; zinc ion binding
Source: RefSeq, a predicted model, not a curated record